Dalotia coriaria is the source of this 582-nucleotide messenger RNA. RefSeq names its product transcription factor HES-5-like. The transcript has 2 exons. The record is from RefSeq and is a predicted model, not a curated record. NCBI's taxonomy places the organism in Eukaryota, Metazoa, Arthropoda, Insecta, Coleoptera, Staphylinidae. The coding region runs from base 127 to 582 and encodes 151 amino acids. Gene Ontology annotation, molecular function: DNA-binding transcription factor activity, RNA polymerase II-specific; protein dimerization activity; RNA polymerase II cis-regulatory region sequence-specific DNA binding. Gene Ontology annotation, cellular component: nucleus. Gene Ontology annotation, biological process: regulation of neurogenesis; anterior/posterior pattern specification; regulation of transcription by RNA polymerase II.
CUUCAAGCACCCGAAGCUUGGACCAUUCAGAAUCUGCAAGAAACUCACUCAAGAACCAUCGACAGUGCAAACAAGUGUAGUGCAGCAAACAAGUUCCAAACAGUGAAAACUUUGGUAUACAACAACAUGAAGACUGAAUGUAAAACCCCCAUGUCCGAAACACGUAAAAUUCGCAAACCGUUGAUGGAGAAGAAACGCCGUGCCAGGAUUAACGACAGUCUCGAAAUGCUCAAACAAAUUCUGCUUGAUUCAAAAGCGAAUGUUGGAGAAUCUGCCGCAAGUCGAAAACGUAGAAAUCAACGCACUGCUAAGUUAGAAAAAGCGGAUAUUCUCGAAAUGACCGUGAAUUACAUCCAGAAUCUAAAGACGCGUAUUGAUGGAGGUCGGGAAAAGAUGCUGGGCGAGCACGAGACCAAGUCGGCAGGGAGGCGGCACGCCGCUGACGCUACUUAUGAUGGUCUACAAGUUGGUGUUACACUCGUGCCAACACGCUUGGGCAACGGGGAAUUGGCGUUCGUCCUGCCCGGCAAUCAUGCAUCGCCUGUCACCCAGCAGGACGAUAACAUGUGGAGGCCUUGGUGA